Messenger RNA from Vitrella brassicaformis, 1930 nucleotides. The record is from the annotation of a GenBank genome assembly. Lineage: Eukaryota; Vitrellaceae.
UCAGAUCAAUGGCGGCACCUCCGCAUCCGCAUCACCACCAUCAUCCGCCCCAGCCGCACCAGCGCUAAUCCGCCUCUUCUCCCUCUCCUUGAGCAGCAUCCCCUCACCCCCCUCACUGUCUCCCACUUUCUUGACCACAUGCAGAGAUACCGCACCACCUCGGACACUGCCAUUGUUCAGAGGCUGCUGCUGCUGCUGUUGGUCACUCUUGGCUGCUGCUGGGGUGGUCGUGGUUGCAGCUUUGUGUCUCGGUGGUGGGUGUUCCAGGGGCAUCGUCACGCGGAGGGCGCCCGUGGUGGCUGAGCGCUGAACCUGCAGUGAGAACAGUUGUUUAUGUGCGGAUGGAUGGAUGGAUGAGUGUGGGUCGCUUGCCUUGGCAGCAGACGGCUUGACCUCUGCAGGCAGCCGAAAUUGGGUCACCUUGCCUGUGCGGUGAGAGACACAGGGAGACACUGUCUGCUGCAGCUGCCCUCUCUCCCUCCCCCUCUCCCUCUCCCUCUGUGUGUGUGCAGUGUACCCUUGACAACACAUCUCAUAUAGUCGGGGUGCACAUCCACGUCAAUUAGGGAUGUGUCCAGAUACCUGCACACACAGUGUGCCACGACACGCUCAAAGAUGAAUCGACUCCCACACACACAAAAGUAGCCGCCUGCCAGUUAGUUCAUGGCUCCUCAUGGCACACUGACUUGGGAACGAACACUUCGAUGGCGAUCUGUCCGGGGUCGGUGAAGUCGUCAAUUGUGAAGUGGUACCGGCCUUCAUUGCACUGCCUGACCAGGCCCUGGCUCGUGUAGACCGACGCAGGAACACGCUGACACACACAUACACAGACACACACAGAUGGACAGUCAGGGGUCUGGGCAUCUCUCACCUCACCUCUGUUUUCUCCUGUUUGUUUCUGCCCUCCUUCUCCUCUCUCUCCUGCGCCAGCUCACGGUACAUCUCGGUGCGCGACUCGCGCGUGUAGGCCCCCUCGCCCCCACCCUCACUGCACCCAGCUGCAGCACACAAGGGAAUUGGGGAACGUGUCAAAAGUGCCCGAGUCGGUCACUCUCACUUACAUAGUUCUUUCUUCCUCCGCUCUUCUUUGGUGUGCUCAAUGUAGCGAUGGAGAUCGGCCUCUAAGGCGGGCAGCACCCUCUGGGCCUGGCAGGCCAUGUGGUCGAUGAACGAACGACAAAACGAACGCAUCAUCCAUUCAUCAAAACUUCGCCGAGAUCACCUGAAUUCUCUCCGAGUGUGUGAUCUCCUUGCCGUCGAGCGCACGGAGGUUCGGCAGAGAAGCAGCCACAUACUGGCGAUACCCAGACCAGCUAGCUCCACACACAGACAGACACAUGCCAUUGGAUGCCCCUCCCUCCUGCCCGUGUGUCGCAUGUGCUGCUCACUCUGUGCAGGGGUUGCCGAGAAGGUAUAGCUCCUCGAGCAUCGUGUUGGCCUGCAGGCUGGCCACCGACGCCGCCAAAGCAUCCGCCUCGAUGAAGUUCACCGUCAGGUCCAGCUUCCUGCGUGUCAGUCAAAUCAACGAACGCCAGACGGACGGACGGCAGAAUCCACUGGUUUGUUCAUUUCUUCUUACUUGAGUGAUUCGCAUCCUUCCAGGUUCUCGAUGAUUGUGAUGUUGUUGAGAGCGAGGUUGAGGUACUCCAGCUCCUUGAGCUUCCGCACAUUCUCUAUCCUCCCUGAUCCACACAUCCACACCAAAAGGAAGAGGCGUCCAUCCAAUGGCAUCAGUCAGUCAGUGUACCCACCGACCAAUGAUGUUGUUCUGAAGGUAGAGGAUCUUGAGGUGUCGGCACAGCUGCUCCAGGUUCUCUAUCUUCUCGAUCUCGAACUGGUGCAGCGACACCUCCUCUAGGUCAGCAAGGAUGCCGUCAUUGUGCUCAGCACGGCGGCGAACCAACGACUCGUCGAUGCGCAUCUCUUUCCG